Dama dama (fallow deer) is the source of this 1049-nucleotide messenger RNA. RefSeq names its product killer cell lectin-like receptor subfamily I member 1. The record is from RefSeq and is a predicted model, not a curated record. The transcript is spliced from 7 exons. Bases 246 to 986 code for a protein of 246 amino acids. Gene Ontology annotation, biological process: positive regulation of natural killer cell mediated cytotoxicity; stimulatory C-type lectin receptor signaling pathway. Lineage: Eukaryota; Metazoa; Chordata; Mammalia; Artiodactyla; Cervidae.
AGUCAUUAUUAGAUUAUUUUUCAACCAAGAAUCUUCCUUGAAGGUUCUUACACCAGAUUAUCUACUGUAUAACUUUAUUUUCAGCAUAUAGCAAUUUUAUAUUGUUUAGUAUCUUUGUAUUGUUUAGUAUCUUUGAUUUUCCUACAAAGUUUAUUUUUAAAUUUAUUCUUCAAGUUGAUAUUAAAGAGAGACACAGAAAGAUACCCAGAUUGAGCUGAAGCAGUCUAAGUUUAAAAAAAGAAAAAAUGCUUAAGAGUAAGCAAAACAAAGAUAUUGUAAACAAGCAAGAGCUAAUCUACACAGAACCAAAAUUUUCCAAGUCUCAACAGCAAAAAACAUCCGAGACAAAUCAGAGUAAUGUCCAGUCAAGAGAACAGCAAGUAGACUACAUGGAACUGAAAUUUCCCAGAUCUUCUCAUCUUCAGCACAGAAAACAGAAAAAAGGAAAAGUGUUACACCACAAAUCUACAGCCUGGCAAGUGAUAACUGGGAGUCUGGGGACCCUGUGUGUGGUCUUAUUGAUAACAGUGUGUGUCUUGCUUGCAAACUUAUUUUCCAACAAAGAAGACCCAAACCAAAAAAUAUCACCUGUUCCCACUCCAUCUUCUAAAAAUGAUGAAUGUUCCUGUGACCGUUGUUCAACUCACUGGAUUGGAUUUGGAAGUAGUUCUUAUUAUCUUUCCUGUAAAGCCAAAACCUGGGUGGAGAGCCAUGCUGCCUGUGAAGAGCUUAACACUCACCUUCUAAAGAUUGAUAUCAAGGCAGAGCUGGAACUUUUAUCAAUGCUUGAAGUAAAAGGAUGGAUAGGUCUCAAAAUCAAUGAAACCAGUGAAUCCUGGUUAUGGGAAGAUGGCACCACAGUAAUUGAAAACCUAUUUGGAUUCCUGAAAAUGGAGAAAGAUGGUUGUGCAUAUAUUGAAGGAAAUUAUGUUUAUCCUGCUAACUGUUCAUCUGGAAAAAGUUACGUGUGUGAGUUUACUGUAUAGCAGCUCAAUUUUGCUAAUACAAGUUGUUAGUGAAUCCUAAUUAAUUAAAGAGCAUAAAAUAUG